AUGGCGAACGGGGGAGCUUGCGAUCGUCGUUCGGCGAUCAUCACCUUUCUCGGGCUCCUCUUCCUUGUCAUCAUCGUCACGUGGACGCUAUGGAAUGCGCAGCAUUCGCCUCUCGUCAAAUCCACCGACCCGAUCAUCGUAGAUCCGCCAAUUAUCCGUCCUCUUGGCAAUGACACCUACGUUUCAUUGAACCUCACUGACGCCGAGGAGCUGCUGCCUAAUCUCCACUUCCGGACGUUCAUCAAGAACCGUUUCGCGACCCGCGAGCUGCCCCAAGCUAUCUGGUUCCAGCAUUUCGACUUUUUCACCAAGGUGGACGAGCUGAUCGGCGAGUACCCGAAAGAGGCUAUCGAGGCUGUGGUCGCCUCGUUCGUCCUGGGCCGCAUCCACGAGAUUGGUGAGAAGUACGAGGAGAUCAACAAGGGCACUGCCAAGCCGACAAAUGCCCUCGUCAAUGCCUUCAACUCCUAUAGCAAAAUUCAAAUCAUGUGGGGCAUGUUGGCGCCUCCCUUCUACUCGGCGAACGCGGCGUUGGAGAUGAAGUACGGCGGCGUCGGCUUCAUCGUCGGGCACGAGCUCGGCCACACCAUCGAUCCGAACAACAUCAGAAGAGCGAGGCCGGUGCUGAUCGGGGAAGAGGACGAGCAGCAGUUCUGGGAACAAGUCGAAUGCAUCCAACACCAAUACGAGAAGGAGACGCUCCCGAUGAACAGCAUGAAUCAUACCUUCAACCAACCAGGCGACCUGACCCAUGACGAGACGGUGGCUGACAAUGUCGGGUUGAGGUCGAGCUUUAGGGCCUAUCGUAAGGAGCGGAAACGUCUCUACGGAAAACUGGAGCCAAAACUCCCCGGACUCGACCGCUAUACCCCCGAUCAAGUCUACUUUAUCGCUGCUGCUAUGUUCUGGUGCGGCGAGAUGAGCGACCAGCGCCUCACGCAAUAUCUCGAAAAUGCGCACCCGCCCGGCGUUUUUCGCGUCAAUGAGAUGAUGAAAAACUCGAUGGAGUUUGCUCAAGCGUACAAGUGCCCGCUGAACUCGCCGAUGAACCCGGCGAAGAAGUGCCGC
Messenger RNA from Mesorhabditis spiculigera, 1068 nucleotides. NCBI's taxonomy places the organism in Eukaryota, Metazoa, Nematoda, Chromadorea, Rhabditida, Rhabditidae. The record is from the annotation of a GenBank genome assembly.